Molecule: messenger RNA, 2407 nt
Organism: Anoplophora glabripennis (Asian longhorned beetle)
Lineage: Eukaryota; Metazoa; Arthropoda; Insecta; Coleoptera; Cerambycidae
Product: protein regulator of cytokinesis 1-like
Exons: 8
Coding region: 403-2307 (634 amino acids)
Biological process (GO): microtubule cytoskeleton organization; mitotic spindle midzone assembly
Cellular component (GO): spindle; cytoplasm; mitotic spindle midzone
Molecular function (GO): microtubule binding
Source: RefSeq, a predicted model, not a curated record
AAAAAAAUUAAAUCGGCUGAUUACUCUACUCCCUUUGCUCCAGCACAAAUGGCAGAGUAAGCAGAGCAAUGAUCUUAUUGAUCAGAGUGAAGUACUCCUGCAUAAAAACAACAUAGAUUUUGUGCUCGGCUUCAACGAACACCCAUAAAAUACUCCGAUUGAGUUGGAUUACGUCAAGCAGACACAACGAACAGGACUAAAAACCAAUAUGGGACUCCCACGUUAAGAUGUCCUUCCACAUCUGCAAAUAACAGUGGUCAUGGUCAAGGUCAACGGUUUUACUCCCACUUCUAUCAUCAACCAAUAUAUUUAACAAACGGUUAAUAAAAUUUAAAAUAGUUAUACUUUGUCGUUUAAGUGAAGUUGUUCAAUUUUUUUUCUAAACAGUCACUAUUUACUAAAAUGCAAAACCAAAAAGAAAUGUGUUUAGAUCUACCUGUAUUAGACAGAAAAAGUGUUAACAGUAUUGCCUGGGCUAAAAAUAUGUGGGCCGUCUUAGAAGAAAGUCUGAACAAAACGUUUUUGUACUGGUGUCAGAUAGUAUUAAAAAUAGGUGAAAAUGAGGACGUCAUAAAAGAAUGGGCGGACGUUUUUAUAAAAGCCUAUGAAGAGACGUCUUAUGAGUUGCUUACGGACAUGGAAAGGGUGCAAGGUGAUGUUUUAUCAAAAUUUGAAAAACUGUUACAGGAAUUUGAACAACUGUGCCAGACCUUGCAAGUCAACAUGCCGGUAUUGGGUGAUAAAACUCAGCGGCUUAGUUUGCUUCAAGAACAAGAGCAGCUAAUAAAAUAUAUAGAUAAAUAUAAAAAUUUGAUUCAAGUAAGACGUACUGAGCUAGAUAAGUUGCGUAAAAAACAAUCAGAUCUAUGCCUUUGUCUCGGAAUACAGCCAAGAAUAUUGAAGGAUGAUCCUCUUCCUUCAUGUGAAGAAGUCGCAAAAUUUCAGGAUUACAUAGAAAAAUUAGAAACAGAGAAAUUUAACAGAUUAGAAAAAUUUUGCUUGAUAAAAGAAGAAUUGCUCAAAAUAACUAGGGAGCUGAACAUAGAACCUUCUUCUCUAUUCGAAAAAGAAGUAUUUUCUCCAGAUAAUACAACAUUUUUGGUAACGGAUGAGAAUAUGAUUAAACUUGACACCCUUCGGGAGAUGCUGAUCAAAGAACAGAAAGAUGUCAGAGCUGAAAUCGCUCGUUCACGUAUUAAGGUCAAUGAAUAUUGGACUCUUCUUGAUGUCGAUCAGAUAGAGAGAGAAUAUUUUGAACAGAAUUAUAGUGGUAAUUCAGUCGAUGUUCUACAAGCUUUACGUACAGAGAUUAAACGUUGUAAGGAUUUGAGGAGAGCUAAUAUAAAGGUGUUCGUUGAUAAACAACGCUGCGAAUUGGAAAAACUCUGGGAUAGGUGCCAUCGCAGCCAAACUACAGAAACAGAAUGUACCUUCCUCCAAGCAGAUUGUUAUACUGAGGACUUGUUAGAACGUUACGACAUUGAAGUUACAAAGUGGAGAAAAUAUUAUGAAGAGAAUAAGGAGUUGUUAACGCUACUGGAAAAACACAAGCGCAUGUGGAACAAAAUGGUUCAAUUAGACGAGACUACCGCUGGACCCAAUCGUUACAAUAACAGAGGCGGUCAGUUGCUAAAGGAAGAGAAAGAACGAAAUAAAUUGGCUAAGCAAAUCCCUCAAAUUGAGAAUACGCUUAACAGCAUGGCAGAUAAUUAUAAACGACAACAUAAUGAUUCUUUUACGACUUAUGGGAUGACCGUCUCUAAAUAUUUAGCUAAUUUACAUGAUGAAAAAGAAAAUGCAAGAAAGCAAAAGCUUAGCGCGAGGAAGUUGCAGCGGGAACAACACAUAUCUCCCUUAAAGUCUGCUGUGAAUCUUUUUCCUCAAACAAGCACCCCUUCGUCCAGUACAAAGAGAAAAUUCACCACACCAGAGACAGAUAAAGUGAAAAAGAAAGUCUUGAGUGAGGGAAAGAACAAUAAGAUCAGCAAAACUGCUACCAAUACAAUUACAAUGUCUGACCGCAGCAAGCGCCUCUCUGUUGAAAGGAAAAAACGCAUUGAUAAAAUCAGACGAUUGAGUUCUAAAAAAGAAAAGGCUAAAAUCAACCGCCACGAAAGUAGUUCAACUGAUUAUGGAGAAUUUCAGAUUGACUUGACCAAUAGAACUGACAGUCGAAGCACAUUAAUUCCAUCAGAGAUGGCACCAUCAACUCCAUUCAGGACAUUUCUUUACGGUAUUCCCACAAUUUUAAUUACCAGCCCAAGAACGCCCAGAGAUAAAACUCCUACAAAUUUAAAACUUGGGUGAAAAAAAACUCGCUCAGUACAAAAACUUUAACUCUUAUUUUAAAUUAUUUUUUUAUAUUUUAUAUUUUUACUUAACUAUGUCAUAAAGUGUUAGUAUUAUU